UUGUUGGCUUCUGUUUUUUGGUCAUCUUCCACAGAAUUUCAACCUGCACUUUUGGAUUCAAUAAAAUCGAAUACAACUCAAAUCGCAGCAGCAGAAAGAUAUCUUCAAGAUCGAGGUCCAAAACACAUGAAGAAAAUCAAGAAAUUCAUUUUCCGACAAUAUCCAAAUUACGUGGAACUCAAACAUAGUUUGCUGAAAUUGAACAAAACUCGACCGGAUAGUGUGCAUGAAAAAGAGCAUUUGUUGAAAAAUAUGAGCAGUUUUGUGAAGGAAAAAUAUAGAGAGGGAAAACACGCGCAUGCUGUUGAAAUACAAUGUGCAAUUUCUGAAAUUAUGUUGUAUCAUCGAGCCACGGAAAAGAAUUGGUAUAAUAUUGCGGAGAGAAAAGUUUCGAAAACACCAUUUGCUUCUGAGCCAUUUGAUUUCUCACAGUUUGAUAAGAAAUAA
Molecule: messenger RNA, 447 nt
Organism: Caenorhabditis angaria
Lineage: Eukaryota; Metazoa; Nematoda; Chromadorea; Rhabditida; Rhabditidae
Source: the annotation of a GenBank genome assembly